AUGUAGCUUUUUAAAAGUAUGUAACUAAUCAUUAAAAUUGCAAUAUUGUUACUUUUUAAGGGUGUUUAUUAAGUCAAAGGAAAUGAUUGUUCAGGUAUUAUAUCAGAUAAUAGUUUUGAUCCAUCGCAAAUUAUAUGUGCUUUAGCUUAUAAUUUAAUCUCAGAUAUCACUUAAAUAGAUCAUAAUUUAAAUUUUCCAAGCAGUGAUUGCUAAAAUAUUAAAACUAUUGUACCAAGUAAUACAUAUUAUGGGACAGGAGGUGAUAAUUGUGAUUAUACAAAACCAAUAAUAUUUAAUUAUAAUAGCUCACCAUAUUAUGCUUAAAGAGUAUUCCUUUACCCAAUUAAUUGGGUAUUCUAAUCCACUAUUAGUAAUUGCCCGACUUUAAAUUCUUCUUUAUCUGUUAAUGAUUUAGCUCCAAGAUUUAACACCUCUUCAUUAUCUCUUUACUUUUCUAAUAUAACUUUAUGUGAUUACUUUAAAACAAACUUUAUUUUUCCUAAUCUUAAUUAAAUGGUUACUAAGAUUUCCUUCUCUCCUGGCCUUUAUGUUAAAUAUAUUGAAAAGCUUUACAUACUAAUAUUUAAGUGUCCUUUAGGUUGUAGUUCAUGUGAUGAUAAUUUAAUAAAUUGCCAUAGUUGUGCUGAUGGAUAUUAUUUAUCAAAUAAUUCUUGUCUAAAAUGUGAUAUAAAUUGUUAAACUUGCAUAAAUUCUUCUACUUUUUGUUAAUCGUGCCCAGCAAGCAAAUACUUAUAUACAAAUAAUUCUUGUAUACCAUGCUAAAAUACAGGAGUAUUCAUAAGCGGCGCUAAUUGCUUAGACUGUGAUUAGAAUUGUUUUACUUGUGUGAAUUCUCCUACUUUUUGUUUAUCAUGUCCAGCAGGCACAUACUUAUAUAGAAAUAACUCUUGUUAAUCAUGCUAAAAUAUAGGAGUAUUCAUAAGCGGCGCUAAUUGCUUAGACUGUGAUUAGAGUUGUUUAACUUGCAACGGCUCUCUACCUACUAAUUGCUUAACAUGUCCAUCUGGUAAGUAUUUAUAUAAGAAUAACUCUUGUAUACCAUGCUAAAAUACAGGAGUAUUCAUAAGCGGCACUAAUUGCUUAGACUGUGAUUAAAGUUGUUUUACUUGCAACGGCUCUCUACCUACUAAUUGCUUAACAUGUCCUAAUGGAAAGUAUCUACAUGAUGAUAAUUCAUGUAAAAUCUGUAAAAUAAAUGAUGGAUUUACUAUUGAAGGUAUAUAUUGUAAAGCCUGCUUUAAGGGGUGUAAAACUUGUUUUGGAAUAAGUAAAAACCAAUGUUCUGAUUGCUAUGACUCAUAUUCUUUAUUUAAAUUAUAAUGUGAUUAGUAAUAUUUUGUCUAUAAUUCCUCAUUCGGAGAUAGCUCUAUGUAGUCAAUAAACUAAUCUAUAGGAUAAACCUCAUAAAUAGCCUAUGCUAGCAUAAACAAUAUCCAACUAAGCAAUUGA
Molecule: messenger RNA, 1470 nt
Organism: Tetrahymena thermophila SB210
Lineage: Eukaryota; Ciliophora; Oligohymenophorea; Hymenostomatida; Tetrahymenidae
Product: zinc finger lsd1 subclass family protein
Exons: 5
Source: RefSeq, a predicted model, not a curated record